This is a messenger RNA of Nematostella vectensis (starlet sea anemone), 6200 nucleotides long. Its product is annotated as putative ammonium transporter 3. The record is from RefSeq and is a predicted model, not a curated record. NCBI's taxonomy places the organism in Eukaryota, Metazoa, Cnidaria, Anthozoa, Actiniaria, Edwardsiidae. Gene Ontology annotation, cellular component: membrane. The transcript is spliced from 5 exons. Gene Ontology annotation, biological process: ammonium transmembrane transport; ammonium homeostasis. Gene Ontology annotation, molecular function: ammonium channel activity. Bases 2926 to 4464 code for a protein of 512 amino acids.
UAAAAAGGGCUGCAUUUACUUUAUCGUAGUAUACUGAACGAAAUAUAGAUUUGUUUAUUUGUUGUUUUUUUUAGAAGAGCUUAAAAAGAUAUCCUUCUUUAUAAACAUGAUUAUCGAAUGCGAUGGAUUUUCAUCCACCAACGACUCCUGUUGGUACAGCUGUUUUCAUCGCGGGGCUCCGGCGCCUCUAGAACACCAUCACUUCCUUAGAUAAGAAUUUGUCCCGCGGGGCUGCCUCUAGAACACCAUCACUUCCUUAGAUAAGAAUUUGUCUCGCGGGGCUGUCUCUAGAACACUGUCACUUACUUCCUUAGAUAAGAAUUUGUCCCGCGGGGCUGCCUCUAGAACACUGUCACUUACUUCCUUAGAUAAGAAUUUGUCUCGCGGGGCUGCCUCUAGAACACCAUCACUUCCUUAGAUAAGAAUUUGUCUCGCGGGGCUGUCUCUAGAACAUCGUCACUCUUUUCCUUAUUUAAGAAUUUGUCUCGCGGGGCUGCCUCCAGAACACCGUCACUCACUUCCUUAGAUAAGAAUUUGUCUCGCGGGGCUGCCUCUAGAACACUGUCACUCACUUCCUUAGAUAAGAAUUUGUCUCGCGGGGCUGCCCCUAGAACACUGUCACUCACUUCCUUAGAUAAGAAUUUGUCUCGCGGGGCUGCCUCUAGAACACCAUCACUUCCUUAGAUAAGAAUUUGUCUCGCGGGGCUGUCUCUAGAACAGUGUCACUUACUUCCUUAGAUAAGAAUUUGUCCCGCGGGGCUGCCUCUAGAACACUGUCACUUACUUCCUUAGAUAAGAAUUUGUCUCGCGGGGCUGCCUCUAGAACACCGUCACUCACUUCCUCAGAUAAGAAUUUGUCUCGCGGGGCUGCCUCUAGAACAUCGUCACUUCCUUAGAUAAGAAUUUGUCCCGCGGGGCUGCCUCUAGAACACCAUCACUUCCUUAGAUAAGAAUUUGUCUCGCGGGGCUGCCUCUAGAACACCGUCACUCACUUCCUUAGACCAGAAUUUGUCACGCGGGGCUGCCUCUAGAACACCAUCACUUCCUUAGAUAAGAAUUUGUCUCGCGGGGCUGCCUCUAGAACACCAUCACUUCCUUAGAUAAGAAUUUGUCACGCGGGGCUGCCUCUAGAACACCAUCACUUCCUUAGAUAAGAAUUUGUCUCGCGGGGCUGCCUCUAGAACACUGUCACUCACUUCCUUAGAUAAGAAUUUGUCUCGCGGGGCUGCCUCUAGAACAUCGUCACUUCCUUAGAUAAGAAUUUGUCCCGCGGGGCUGCCUCUAGAACACCAUCACUUCCUUAGAUUAGAAUUUGUCCCGCGGGGCUGCCUCUAGAACACUGUCACUUACUUCCUUAGAUAAGAAUUUGUCUCGCGGGGCUGCCUCUAGAACACCGUCACCCACUUCCUUAGAUAAGAAUUUGUCUCGCGGAGCUGCCUCUAGAACACCAUCACUUCCUUAAAUAAGAAUUUGUCUCGCGGGGCUGCCUCUAGAACACCGUCACUCACUUCCUUAGAUAAGAAUUUGUCUCGCGGGGCUGCCUCUAGAACACCAUCACUUCCUUAGAUAAGAAUUUGUCCCGCGGGGCUGCCUCUAGAACACCGUCACUUCCUUAGAUAAGAAUUUGUCUCGCGGGGCUGCCUCUAGAACAUCGUCACUUCCUUAGAUAAGAAUUUGUCCCGCGGGGCUGCCUCUAGAACACCAUCACUUCCUUAGAUAAUAAUUUUUCUGGCAGGGAUGCCUCUAGAACAUCGUCACUCUUUUCCUUAGAUAAGAAUUUGUCUCGCGGGGCUGCCUCUAGAACAUCGUCACUUCCUUAGAUAAGAAUUUGUCCCGCGGGGCUGCCUCUAGAACACCAUCACUUCCUUAGAUUAGAAUUUGUCCCGCGGGGCUGCCUCUAGAACACUGUCACUUACUUCCUUAGAUAAGAAUUUGUCUCGCGGGGCUGCCUCUAGAACACCGUCACCCACUUCCUUAGAUAAGAAUUUGUCCCGCGGGGCUGCCUCUAGAACACCGUCACUUCCUUAGAUAAGAAUUUGUCUCGCGGGGCUGCCUCUAGAACAUCGUCACUUCCUUAGAUAAGAAUUUGUCCCGCGGGGCUGCCUCUAGAACACCAUCACUUCCUUAGAUAAGAAUUUUUCUGGCAGGGAUGCCUCUAGAACAUCGUCACUCUUUUCCUUAGAUAAGAAUUUGUCUCGCGGGGCUGCCUCCAGAACACCGUCACUCACUUCCUUAGAUAAGAAUUUGUCUCGCGGGGCUGCCUCUAGAACACUGUCACUCACUUCCUUAGAUAAGAAUUUGUCUCGCGGGGCUGCCCCUAAAACACUGUCACUCACUUCCUUAGAUAAGAAUUUGUCUCGCGGGGCUGCCUCUAGAGCACCAUAACUCACUCCCUUAGAUAAAAAUUUGUCUCGCGGGGCUGCCCCUAGAACACUGUCACUCACUUCCUUAGGUAAGAAUUUGUCUCGCGGGGCUGCCUCUAGAACACUGUCACUCACUUCCUUAGAUAAGAAUUUGUCUCGCGGGGCUGCCUCUAGGACACCGUCACUCACUUCCUUAGAUAAGAAUUUGUCUCGCGGGGCUGCCUCUAGAACACCGUCACUUCCUUAGAUAAGAAUUUGUCUCGCGGGGCUGCCUCUAGAACACUGUCACUCACUUCCUUAGAUAAGAAUUUGUCUCGCGGGGCUGCCUCUUGAACACCGUCACUUCCUUAGAUAAGAAUUUGUCUCGCGGAGCUGCCUCUAGAACACCGUCACUUCCUUAGAUGAGAAUUUGUCACGCGGGGCUGCCUCUAGAACACCGUCACUUCCUUAGAUAAGAAUUUGUCACGCGGGGCUGCCUCUUGAACACCGUCACUUCCUUAGAUAAGAAUUUGUCGCGAUGUAAAAGUGAUGCGCAGGAGAGAGCUGGCGUCCGCGAAAAGUUAUGGCCAAUAACACAACAAACACCACCCUGACCCCACCCCCUAUGGAAUACCCCAUGAACCUUCGCCCUGAUGACGCCACGUGGAUCCUGACCAGCGCCUUCAUCAUCUUUACCAUGCAAUCGGGAUUUGGACUGCUGGAAUCCGGAAUGGUGUCUAGGAAAAACGAGACCAACAUUAUGACAAAGAAUGCUAUAGACGUCAUUUACGGGGGGCUAGCUUAUUGGAUAUUUGGUUUCGCAUUCAGUUUUGGCCAGCCAAUCAGCAACGCCUUUUGUGGGCUCUCGUACUUUUUCGCGGACGCCGACGAAAGUAACAUGGGGAUGUUCGCGAAGUAUUUCUUCCAGCUUUCCUUCGCAACAACCGCGACGACUAUAGUAUCUGGUGCGAUGGCUGAAAGGGUGUCCCUCAAGGCUUACAUCUUGUACUCUUUCCUUAACACCCUAUCUUAUUGCUUCCCUGCGCACUGGGUGUGGGCGGGUGACGGGUGGCUAGCACGCAUGGGCGCCAUUGAUAUCGCUGGGUGUGGUCCCGUGCAUCUGGUUGGAGGGGUGAGUGGUUUGGUGGCAACCCUGUUCCUCGGUGCCCGCACCGGGAGGUUUAACGCGAAGGGUGAGCUGGUGGAGAAACCCAUGGGAUCCCCUACCAAUGUCCUCCUUGGUACCUUCAUGCUGUGGUGGGGAUGGCUUGGGUUCAACUGCGGAAGCACGUUUGGGAUCAGCGGCGGAAAGUGGAAACUGGCAUCAAGAGCUGCUGUCGUGACCAUUAAUGGCUCAAUCGGUGGAGGAAUAUUUGCCACAUUCUAUAGUUACAUUGCGCAUGCCAACAAGCUAAUGGUAGAUGUCUUCGUGACGGGAAUCUUGGGCGGCCUUGUUGGUAUAACAGCUAUCUGUGCCGUGGUGCGCCAGUGGGAGAGCCUGUUGAUCGGUUUUAUCGGGGGAAUGAUAGCAUGUGUUGGUGACGCACUGGUGAAAAAGCUGCGUAUAGACGACCCAGUAGGUUGUAUCGCCACACACGGCAUGGCCGGUAUCUGGGGGCUGCUUGCGGUAGGCUUAUUUGUGGAGGUCGAUAAUUUAGAGAACUUUUCCGCGGAGUUUGGCGUCUUCAAGGGUGGUAGCUGGCACCUGCUAGGGAUCCAGCUUCUCGUGGUCGUAUCUAUCGGCGCGUGGGCGGCGGUAACAAACUUCAUCUUACUGUACGUGAUCGAUAAAGUUGUUGGGUUGAGAAUGCCACUAGCCAUGGAGCUUGACGGCGCGGAUAUAUGGGAGCACGGCAUCCAUUUGCAGUUCUGUCAGUAUGAAGAAAAUAACGCCGAGGAGAGGGAGUCGCCAGCGGUGUCCACAAGAUGUCAUGCGCCCUCAGUGAUGCAGAAUAACCCAGCGGUGUCCACAAGAUGUCAUGCGCCAUCAGUGAUGCAGAAUAACUUCAUCACGGGCUGCAUUAAUGAAAAUGUUAUCUCAAUGGAAGAUUUCGAGGAAAGUAAACCGGGAGGUGUAGGGCAAGUACCGCGCGGAGCUUCUACAACAGCGCUAGUGAACUGAGGCCUACCUCAGACUACUGAACGACCUAUUUACGCGUAUUUGAAGCGCACUAUCGCCAAAGUGUGAAUAAGUAGAGACUAGAACACAAUUACCGCGGGCGCAGGGCAACAGGAGACGGUAUUACGCAAUGGAUUGCAAAGCAUGACGGUAUCAGACAAUUAAAAGCGAAAGCAUUAGUGUUUGCACGGCGCACCUAAGAAAACGGAAUCCCGGGAUGGUUCUAUGCUAAUGGUGGUGACGCACAUGACUAUCGGGGUGCAUGACUAUCGGAGUUCGAGUUAGCGGGGUGCUCGAGUUCUCUGAGUAUGAGUUAGCGGGGUGCUCGGGUUAUCUGAGUUCGAGUUAGCGGGAUGCUCGAGUUAUCCGAGUAUGAGUUAUCGGGGUGCUCGAGUUAUCCGAGUUCGAGGGGUGCUCGAGUUAUCUGAGUAUGAGUUAUCGGGAUGCUCGAGUUAUCUGAGUUCGAGUCAGCGGGGUGCUCGAGUUAUGUGAGUUCGAGUUAGCGGGGUGCUCGAGUUAUGUGAGUUCGAGUUAGCGGGGUGCUCGAGUUAUGUGAGUUCGAGUUAACGGGGUGCUCGAGUUAUCUGAGUUCAAGUUAGCGGGGUGCUCGAGUUAUCUGAGUUCCAGUUAGCGGGGUGCUCGAGUUAUCUGAGUUCCAGUUAGCGGGGUGCUCGAGGGCUACACUGCACUUCAAACAGUAUAAUGGCUUUGGUCGAACUGUUUUUCAUUUAUUAUUUUCACUCUGUACUGUUUACCAACAAGCAACAUUCCUGGCGUGAGAAAAACUUUAAACUUGUAACCCUUGCAGAAAGAGCAACAUUUCACAACGUUUUUGAAUCUAUGCUGGCAAAGUUUUCCCAAAACCACGCAACCUCAUACACCUAUUUCAGGUGCCAUUCGCCAUUUGCACCUAGUGCAAAUGGCAAAUGGUUUAUGGGUACUAAUUAUUCGUAAAAUUAAAGGUGUCAAAUAAAGUCCAGUAAUGUCAGAGCCAAGCAUUGGCAACCUUAAAUGGAUAAUUGUUUUGAUUUAUCCAUAUUCUUCGAGACGCAUGGUUACUUUCGGUCGUUCAACUGCCAUUUGCCAAUCGCCAUUUGCCAUUUGCACUGACAACCUUUAUUGAAAUAGGUGUAUGUACAUACAAUAGUGUGCAAACGACACAGGAGGGUUCACUCGGCAUUACUGUGGGUUUUCUUAUUUGUUGUCAAUGUUUGGACUUUUUCAAGUUUUGCGUCAAUUAGAUGAUAAUGCCACGUUUGCCCCCAAUACCCUGCUCAAGUUUUUAAAGACAUUUAGGUGAAGGCAACAAAAUACGUCAGGAAUUCUAUCGAGCAAGGAGUCGGGAACAUUUUGUUUUAAGAGAAAUAAGAUGAAUAACCAGUCCUCUGGAACUACCCAAUAAUUUUGCCAUUAAUUAAACACUACAGAUCGCUUAAUGGAAUAGUGCCUGGAUCUGAUGUGGGCCACGGUCGAACUGCUCAGCGAUCAGCCCCAAUCCUUAGUGUGUUUCACCCAUCCUUGACUAGGGAGUCGAUAUCAUUGUCUAGAAACAUGUUCCAAUCUUUCUGGUACUGUACCAGUGUACUUUUGAUACCGCGAAAUCCUGAAAAACAUUUGCCUUGACAUAAAGUACAGUAGCUCAAUUAAUCUGCAAGGGUGGCUGGAAUACCACCUUCAAAGUUUAUCUCACUGAAAGAAUAUCAGCUCACAAAAACAAGAAAUGACGUUGAAUGACUGCA